Synchytrium microbalum is the source of this 2394-nucleotide messenger RNA. RefSeq lists its product as uncharacterized. Gene Ontology annotation, biological process: double-strand break repair via alternative nonhomologous end joining; mitochondrial DNA repair; DNA biosynthetic process. Gene Ontology annotation, cellular component: DNA ligase III-XRCC1 complex. Gene Ontology annotation, molecular function: DNA ligase (ATP) activity; ATP binding; DNA binding. The transcript has 9 exons. The record is from RefSeq and is a predicted model, not a curated record. NCBI's taxonomy places the organism in Eukaryota, Fungi, Chytridiomycota, Chytridiomycetes, Synchytriales, Synchytriaceae. Bases 1 to 2394 code for a protein of 797 amino acids.
AUGUCUGGGAAGCGAAAGGGAGGCUCUUCGAGUACGUCGAACAAGACGCCAACAAAGAAACAAAAGCUUGAGGAAGGUCAAACUACUCUCAAGUCGUUUCUUUCGCCAAAUAAACCAGGCUCCAUACCAUCGUCACCUCGCUCUACUGUCCCAUCUUCACCAAAUCCAUCGACAUCAAACACCAACGCCAAUAAUAAUGUGACACCUCAAACAACUGACACCAAAGGCAGUGUUGCGCAACCCGUAUCUCAAGCGUCUAGUGUGACGAUCACCACCAAGCCUGAUAUUAAAAGUGAUGCCGUCGAAGCUAUAUCUCAAUCUAUUGGUGUCGUCAAACAAGAGUCCGUUGCUUCAUCUUCUGCUGACGUCCUGAUCUCAACGCUCGACGAACUGAAUCGAUUCAAGCCAGAGCUGCUUCCUUCAUAUUGGAAGUCUGGCGAGCCUACUCCCUAUAGAUGGAUGUCUGAAGCCUUUCAACACGUCGAUGGCAACACGGGCAGACUGAUAAUUACACGGGUGCUUACAAACAUGCUUCGAACUAUAAUUGGACAUCGUCCUGAGGACGUCUUAUCUGCCUUAUAUUUGUGCUCGAACCGCAUCGCACCCUCCUACGCAGGCAUAGAGCUCGGAAUUGGGAGCUCUGUCCUUGUGAAAGCUGUUACUUCGGUAACUGACUUGAAUUCAAAAAGUUUGAAGGCCAGUUGGGAUACCCAUGGAGACUGGGGUGAUGUAGUCUUUAGCGCUCGUAGACAAACUCAAAUGCUCAUUAAGCCGAAACCCCUGACUAUUGAUGGAGUUUUCAAGACUCUGAGACGUAUUGCCGAUAGAAAAGGAGCUGGAAGUGUCAACUCGAAAACUGAUCUAGUCAGAAAACUAUUGAUCGCAGCUCAAGGAGAAGAGCUGCGAUACGUGACUAGGACUCUGGUCACGAAUCUCAGAAUUGGGGCCACCAAAACAACGGCACUCGCUGCGCUAGCUAGAGCUGUAGUAAUGGAAUUUGAGUUAAAGAAUGUGAAAUGGAAUGAAGAAUCAGCCAAGAAACGAUUCUUGGAAGCUGAAGCUAUAUUGAAGGAGUGCUACGCUCAGUGUCCCAAUUUCGAUAUAAUAGUGCCUAAACUUCUUGAUCCAAACAUUGGUUUGUCUCGAAUCGUCAAAGAAUCCAAGUGUCUUCCUGGAGUUCCCAUCAUGCCAAUGUUGGGUAAAAUUACACGAGAUCUUGGAGAGCUCUUUGAAAAACUUGAAGGCAUGCAGUUUUGUGCUGAUUACAAGUUUGAUGGGCAGAGAGCUCAAAUUCAUCGAUCUGAGGAUGGAACUGUGUCCAUUUAUUCUCGCCACCUCGAAAACAUGACCGAAAAGUAUCCUGAUAUAGUUGCUGCCACUCAACAGUUCUGUUCAGACUCUACUGGCUCGUUUAUAAUGGAUGCUGAAGUGUGUGCAGUCGGAGAAGACGGACAGAUUCAACCUUUCCAGACGCUGACGAAUCGAGCAAAAAAGAAUGUAUCCGUACAUUCCAUCAGUGUCAAUGUGUGCGUGUACGCCUUUGACUUGAUGUAUCUGAAUGGAGUCAGUCUGCUCCAAGAACCAUUUCGAAGGCGUCGUGAUCUCAUGAAGUCGGCGUUCCAAGUGGUUCCAAGUCGGUUUGGCUUUGUACCAUCCAAGGAAAUGCAUGAUAUUGAGGAGAUGCAAGACUAUUUGAAAGAGGCUGUCGAGGCUAAAGCGGAAGGACUGAUGGUCAAAGUUUUGGACCAUCCAACAGUCACUCAAGGACGAGGAGCCAUCCUCGCUUCAUACGAGCCCGAUAAACGGACAGAUGCAUGGCUGAAAGUCAAGAAGGAUUAUGUUGAAGGGAUGGCCGACUCGUUUGAUCUUGUGCCUAUUGGUGCUUGGGUCGGUAAUGGACGUAAAGUGAACUGGUGGAGUCCUGUCUUAUUGGCUGUUUGGAAUCCUGAAACUGAAUGUUUUGAUGCCUUUUGUAAAUGCAUGAGUGGCUUCUCAGAUGCCUUUUACAAGGAGAUGAAGGAAAAGUAUGCUCCUGGUAGUGACAAAGUCAUACCAAGACCCAAAGCUUACUACAAUGUGCCAGAGAGUCUGUCUCCAGAUGUAUGGUUUGAACCUCAAGAAGUUUGGGAAAUAAGAGGAGCGGAUAUCACGUCGUCGCCAGUGUAUCCAGUAGCAGCAGGAGUCAUAUCUGAACGAGGAUUGAGUCUACGAUUUCCUCGAUUCAUUCAGACUCGAAUCGAUAAGGGCAUAGAAGAUGCUUCAACACCUGAACAAGUCAUUGCAAUGUACCGAAAGGGCGAACACAAGCCGGCAGCUAAGGAAGCUGAAGUUGAGGAAGAGGAAGGUCUGGACGAUGAUGAUAUCAAAGAGGUUCAAUGGGAUGAGAAGGAUUAG